AUGAUAGUGAACUGGAGAGACACAGCGAUAGGGGAGUCUGAAAGAGCGUUCAUCACUGGUCUUAGCUUACGUGUCUUCCCACGACUUAGGCAGAGCUCCAAUAGUGAGGUGACAAGUGAACACGAUGAGAAUGAGGUUGAGGUCCGAGGAGAUGGAGCAAUGUGGACCUUGAUCAGAGAGUACAGCAGCACUUAUUCCAUCGACAUCCAGGGUACCACUGAGCAUAGCUUUUUUGACAUGAUCACUCAGUUCCACCAGAAAAGGCCUGACCAGCGUAGCUCAGCCCCCACAAGCCUCUAUAUGCGUCAGACUCCAGACCGACCACCCCUCUCUGGUGCUGCCUCACCAGCUUCCACUCUGGCUGGGGACAAGCGAAGGAAGGAGAGAGGCAAGCGAGUCAGGAAAAAAAGUGGCGGGACGGAAUCUUCACUGGGGACAUCAUCAUUAUUUCCGAAACUUCGCAGUGUCAGUUGACACUGCGCAGUGGAGCAAGAUGGAGGGAAAGGAGAGACGAGAGGACGGGGUUCAUCAGAAGCAUCCUACAAGGUGUAGGUAUGCCCCAAGAGCUUUGUCUAAACGAGUAUCCUGUUUGACGACCUUCAUGAGGCUGCAGCCCAGCGAGGCUAUGUGACCCAGAGAAGGAACACAGCCACAGGGGCAUUAGCUGCCUCUGUGUCCAUGUCUGUGUCCAGAUCCUUGGCUGUAAGCGGUAAUGAACCCGUAUAUGCCAGCAUUAAGGAUUUAACUAUGGGUCCAGUACUAGCUCAACUACUGGUCUUGGACCCUACGGACCUUCCACCCAGAGCUCACAGCUUAGGCCCACUGCUCCUUAGUUGCCCCCACGUUCUCAAUGAGAAUGGGGUUUAUGGGGAGCGCAACAUCAGCCUUCUCAGCUCAUCAGCAGAGCGAGGAUAGGGAGGAGGAGUUGGAGCAAGUGGUUGACUGAGGAGAAGUAAUGCCAAUAUCUCUGUGCUGGAGGUGCCUAAAGAACAGCAGGUCGCACGACUGGACAGACUUAAAGAGUACAGCAUAGAGCACGUUGACCUGGAGGCCAGGUACUAAGGAGACUACUUUCAUGGGAAAGAACACUCCAACUACUCUGGGACUGAUGAAAAGCUGGGUCCCGUGGCUGUGAAUAUCUGUAAGGAAAAAUUAGAGGAAACCAAAGACCUGAAAGACCCGUAUCAGUACUGUCGGAUAGUGAGAAAGAGCGAGCUGGUGACCCUUCGAGAUUCCAUCUUGGAGGAAGUGGUUGUGUCGACGGGGAGGAACUGCACGGUGUGCGGCCUGCCACUAAAAGAGGUCUUGGAGCAGGUGGAUCCGGAACUUGACGUGUCCUGCUUGCGACUAACACUUGGCAUGCCCAAAGUCACUGAGCAGCUCCUUAAACUGGACGAUCAGGGGUUAAUUCAGAAACACAAGGUAGGUGUUCUGCUGUGCCGCGCAGGCCAAAGCACCGAGAAGAAGAUGUACAACAACGAGGAGACGUCACCCGCCUUCUCAGCGUUCCUGGAGCUGUUUGGCGAGCAGGUUCUUCUCAAGGAGUUCACCAAAUACUCCGCUCAGCUUGACACAAAGACUGACUCAACAGGCACCCACCCCUCCCUGUACGCCACCUUACAAGGUUACAAAGUCAUGUUCCACAUAUCCACCAUGCUGCCAUACAUGCCCAACAACCCUCAGCACGUCGGAAACGACAUUGUCACCAUAAUCUUUCAGGAGUCUGGAGCGUUGCUUUUUACCCCUAAAAAUAUCCACUCACACUUAGAACACAGCCCCUGCUCUGAAAACACCUUCUACAGUGUUGCUUGGAGAAUAAUGAAGGAUUUGCCUCCAUUUGGCCCAUCCAUCCCCUCCAGUGUCACCCUCUGUGACCCGGAUGAGGAUGAGUGUAACGGGGUCCAGCCAUGUCGUGCUAGAUGUUCAUUGGUAAACUUCACUCCCCGACGAUUUCAAGAGUAG
Molecule: messenger RNA, 1962 nt
Organism: Nerophis lumbriciformis (worm pipefish)
Lineage: Eukaryota; Metazoa; Chordata; Actinopteri; Syngnathiformes; Syngnathidae
Source: RefSeq, a predicted model, not a curated record